This is a messenger RNA of Pterocles gutturalis (yellow-throated sandgrouse), 1041 nucleotides long. It is a transcript of the gene NSUN3, whose product is annotated as NOP2/Sun domain family, member 3. The annotation marks the transcript as partial. Gene Ontology annotation, biological process: rRNA methylation. The transcript has 5 exons. Gene Ontology annotation, cellular component: mitochondrial large ribosomal subunit. NCBI's taxonomy places the organism in Eukaryota, Metazoa, Chordata, Aves, Pterocliformes, Pteroclidae. The record is from RefSeq and is a predicted model, not a curated record. Gene Ontology annotation, molecular function: methyltransferase activity.
UCUCUGAAGCUGGAAAAUAAAACGAAAGGGAGACUUCAAAAGCAGAUUUGUCAAGUUGUUCUGGAUCAUUUUGAGAAGCAGUACACAACGGAACUGGGAGAUACAUGGACCAGUGUCAGAGAUGUACUCACAUGCCCGUUGUACUGGCAGUAUGCUGUCCUGCUUAACAAGUUCAGCCAGUCUGCUGAACUGGAGAACACCUUGCAUGUGAAGGGAUAUCAUCCUGCUUUUCAAGGACCUUUGCCCUAUCUUCCAGCAUCACUGAAGUGUUACAUCAGGAGAACUCCUGGGAGAUUCCCUGCGCAAAAGCACCAGGCUGGUAAACUGAAAGAGUAUUAUCUGCUGAAUGCUGCUUCGCUGUUGCCAGUGCUGGCAUUAGAAGUGAAAGAUGGGGAAGACGUUUUGGAUCUCUGUGCUGCACCAGGGGGUAAAUCAGUAGCUAUACUGCAGUGUGCUUAUCCAGGUCAGUUUCACUGUAACGAGUAUGAUGAUUUGAGGUCAAGAUGGUUGAAACAGACAAUAGAGUCCUUCAUUCCGGAUCCUUUGAUUAACUUAAUAACGGUCUCUGAACUGGAUGGUAGAGAGAUUGGAAAUCUUAAGUCUGAAUUAUAUGACAAGGUCCUGGUUGAUGCUCCCUGUUCAAAUGACAGAAGUUGGCUAUUCUCUUCUGAUAUUCAGCAAGCUACACAUAGGCUAAUACAAAGGAAGGCAUUAUCCUCUCUACAAUUCCAGUUGCUAAGGUCUGCUAUUAAAGCAUUGCGUCCUGGUGGAUUAUUGGUCUAUUCUACAUGCACUCUCUCAAAGGCAGAAAAUAGCGAUGUGAUAAAUCUAGUUCUGAACUCCUACAGUAAUGUUGUGCCUGUAGACAUAAGUGAAAUGGCCAAAGCUGUUUCUCAGGAAUUCACUUUUCUCAGUGGUUUGCAACAGCAUGAGCUGCUGGUUCUCCCAGAGAAAGGGAGAGCUUGGGGUCCAAUGUAUGUAGCUAAAUUAAAGAAAAUGUCGUCCAUCUGAUCAUGCCUGUUAGUUUUUUAUAAGGGAUAU